CUCAGCCUUGCCAAAUACCUUAAUGGGCUGAGGAGAGAAAAUCCUGUGAGUAGAAAUACCUGAAACAUAGAGCAUUGAGUUUGUAAAAUUAAUUUGACUGGAGAAACAUCGCCUGUUUGCCUUGACUGAUGGAAAAAUCAGCCCUUCGCAUCAUACUCUAACCUACAUACGCAGCAGAGCACUUCUUUUGCAGGCUUUAUCGUCUGAAUGAGAAAUUAAAGCCAUUUCCAUUAAAAAAAAAAAAAAAAAAAAAAGAAAAAAAGAAAAAAAGACUAAAAAUAGAUAAAGGCAGACGAGGUUGAAGCGAGUUUAAGGCCGGCGGUGCACCAGGCGCCCGGCCCUGCCCACCGGCCGCGCUGCUGAGGGCGCGGCGGGGGGCGCUACUGCGCAUGCGCCCCCUCCCUUUUGUGCGGCUCUCCCCGCUUCCCGCCCUUCGCUCGCGGUGGGAGCUGCUGAGGCGGGGCCGCGUCCUGUCGCGCCUGUCGGGCUCUGUCGCCGGGGAGAGGCGGUGAAAAACGGAAGCGGGUUUCUCUGGAAAAUCGUUGAUAAAUACACAACUGUGAUUUGAAGGUACUUCUGUCAGCUAAAGCAGUCGGAAGAGGAUCUGAUGGCACCAUCGGGAAGAAAGCAUGGAGGCAAAGCUGGUAAAGCAGCACAGGAAAAUCAAGCCAUACCUGCCUAUGACUUUGAGGAGGGAAGAAAAGAGUUGAGUGGAUCAGAGGAAGAUAUUAGAGAAGGUGAAACACCGGUAAUGGACAAGCAUGGAAAGAAAAGACCUUUGGUGACUACUCAUGUGGUUCCAGAUGAUGUGGGGGGUGAAGUACAGAAUAUGCUGGAAAGAUUUGGAGCUGAUAUUAACAAGGCUCUCAUAGCUAAGAGGAAACGGUUAGAAAUGUAUACAAAAGCCUCACUCAAAACCAGUAACCAGAAGAUUGAACAAGUUUGGAAAACACAGCAGGAGCAAAGGCAGAAGCUCAAUCAUGAGUUCUCCCAGCAGUUCCUGACUUUAUUUCAGCAAUGGGAUGUAGAUGUGCAGAAAGCAGAAGAGCAGGAAGAAAAACUAACGAAUGUCUUUCGUCAGCAACAAAAAGUUUUUCAGCAGGCAAGAAUAGUUCAAAGUCAGAGGCUGAAAACCAUUAAGCAACUCUACGAUCAAUUCUUAAAGAGCAUGGAAGAGCUGGAGAAGAGCAAUGAAAAUCUUCUAGCUGGAGCACAAAGCGAACUUCGCAAGGAGAUGGCUAUGUUGCAGAAGAAGAUUAUGAUGGACACACAACAGCAGGAGAUGGCAACUGUUCGCAAGUCUCUUCAGUCCAUGUUAUUCUGAUGGCUCAGUGGAGAAACAACUUGUACCUAAGUAACAUGAUACAGGUAUAGGCAUUAGCCAUGG
Tyto alba (common barn owl) is the source of this 1387-nucleotide messenger RNA. RefSeq names its product synaptonemal complex protein 3 (gene SYCP3). Bases 608 to 1324 code for a protein of 238 amino acids. Gene Ontology annotation, biological process: spermatid development; meiotic cell cycle. Lineage: Eukaryota; Metazoa; Chordata; Aves; Strigiformes; Tytonidae. The transcript is spliced from 10 exons. Gene Ontology annotation, cellular component: synaptonemal complex. The record is from RefSeq and is a predicted model, not a curated record.